AAGUCUCAAUAACAAUAACAAUACCAAUGUUUUCACAGAGUAGUGGUGAGUUUUGUGAAAGCUGAAAACUGAAAUUCUAUGCGGAGCCUCGAUCGAUCGCAACAACAACAGCAUGACCGAAAGCUCUUCGUCUCCGUUUCCACCAUCAUUUCACGCUUUCUCUUUGGACAGGCGAUUGAAACGUACUCUCUCCGAUUUUGCUAAUUUGUCAAUCUCUGAUUCCUCUCAAAACUGGUUGGAAAUCAAUGAGAGGCCAUUCAAGCGUUCUCUAUUGGAUUUUGGAAAUCUAUCCAUCUCCGAUUCUUCAUCUUCUCAAAACGUUGGUGCUGACUCAGAAACAAAUGUGGCUGAGAGCUCUCCAGCUGCUCCUCCAUCCAAGCAUGUUUUCGUUAGGGUGAAACGAAAACCUUUUCAGCCUCCACUUGAUGCUUUCUGGUUGGAAAUCAAUGAGAGGCCAUUGAAGCGUCCUCUCUUGGAUUUUGGAAAUCUAUCAAUCGCCAAUUCUUCUCAAGACAUAGAAUUUCAUAACAAGAAGGUUUUGGUGCAACAUCUGAAGACAAUAAGCAGCUCUGAGGUCACUAUUGAUAUUGUGCGAUCAUUUCUGGAACCUCGUUCCAGAAGUGCUUCUAAAUCUGAGUCGAAAGUUGAGAAAAGAAAGAACUUCAAAAAAGUUAAUAAGCAAGACCAGUUCUUGUUUAAAGGUAAUCAAGAAAAAGAGUCUUCAGCUAAAGAUGCUCGCUUUGAGCAAAUAUUGAAGAACAGGACUGCAAUAAAGAAGACAGCAGCUGAAAAGGCAUUACAUGAAAUAUGCCAUUUCUAUGACAUUGUUCGCAUUGACUGUGAAGAAAAAAUUAGGGAGGUGCAACAGGAGGAUAUCUGCUUGGAGGAUCAAAGACUUUUGGCUAACUUCAUGCCUUUACUAAUAGAUGUCAUUCCUAAGGCUGCUGCAGAGAUUGAAGCUGAUACAAGUGUUCAUUCCACACAAGAUACAGAGGACUAUGUUUAUGACCUCUAUACUGUGAUGGAUGAGAUGAUCUUUGAAGAAGAUUCUUCAUGUUGUUAUCCGCUAGUUCAAGUUGAUGAUGAACAUUUUUAUGAUGGGCCUGACAAUUUGGAUUAUGAAACUGACGACUCAAGUGGCAUUUCCCUGUGUCAAGUUGACGAUGAACCUUUUUUUUAUGGUUUCGAUGUUCCGGAUUGUGAAAAUGACCUCUCAAAUGACAAUUCAGUCAAUGAUUGUGCCGCCAUGUUUUCGGAAGAAGAAGAUUCGCCCAAGUUUUCGGAAGAAGAAGGCUCACCCAAGUUUUCAGAAGAAGAAGGUUCACCCAGGUUUUCAGAAGAAGAAGGUUCGCCCAAGUUUUCAGAAGAAGAAGGUUCGCCCAAGUCGGAAGAAGAAGUUUUGCCCAAGUUUUCGAAAGAAGGUUCUGAGUCUAAAUCAGAAGAAAGAAAGAAUGACAGUUCUUGUAAUGAAUUGUCAGAUGUAAAAAUGUAGGCAAUGAUGAUGAGGAUGUGGAUGAUGAACAUCAUGUUUUUUCUAAAGCGGUGCUUCUGAUCCAUUGUAUGACUAAGAUUUUAAUGAUUAUGAAGGUCACGGUGCAGGCAAUGAUGAUGAUGCUGAGGAUGUGGAUGAGGAACAUUGGAAGUGGUCUUACCGAUGAAGCCGUCAGAUUGUACAUAAGUUCCUGCAAAAAAAUUGUUGGCUUUUAAGAUUUUAUAAUCUUUCAAAAAUCAGACUGUACAUAAGUUCCUGCAAAAAAUUGUUGGCUUUUAAGAUUUUAUAACCUUUUAAAUAUCAGAUUGUACAUAAGUUCCUGCAAAAAAUUGUUGGCUUUUAAGAUUUUAUAAUCUUUCAAAAAAAAAAAAUUUGUAUUAUAUAUGUAUGUUUUUUAUAAGCAUAUUAUAUAUUUAGUUGUUGAUGUUUA
Medicago truncatula (barrel medic) is the source of this 1922-nucleotide messenger RNA. Its product is annotated as RNA-directed DNA methylation 4. The coding region runs from base 113 to 1492 and encodes 459 amino acids. The record is from RefSeq and is a predicted model, not a curated record. The transcript has 13 exons. NCBI's taxonomy places the organism in Eukaryota, Viridiplantae, Streptophyta, Magnoliopsida, Fabales, Fabaceae.